GCCUUCUUCUGUCUUGCCAAUGCCACGUACUUUCUAUCUUUUGUAGAAAGUUUUAUAUUUAUAUAUUACUACAUAAUCACUAAUCAGUGAUCAGUAAUUUCCAGAUAUGAAUGUUAAAUAAUAUUUUCCAAUAAUUAUAAUUAUAAAAUAAGUAUUACGAUGGGAAUGGAAACACAUAAAACUGAGGAUCGGCACCAGUCCGAAUAUCUCUAUCGACCUGACAUACUUCAGAAGUUAGAUUUCAACAAAAGUCCAGCUGUUUUCAAUCCAAGAAUUAGUACAGUAAAUCCUGGAGCUGACUGGAUGGUUGUUAGACCAUUGCAGCGAGGAGAUUUUGACAAGGGCUUCCUACAAUUACUUAGUCAACUAACAAGUACUGGAAGCAUCACAAGAAAACAAUUUGAUGAGCGAUUCACACAAAUGAAGAUAUCCGGUGGUCACUAUGUAACAGUAAUUGAAGACAAGCGCUCAUCAAAAAUAAUCGCUGCCGCCACACUCACAGUGGAACAGAAGUUUAUCCACAAUUGUUCCUUGCGUGGCCGUUUAGAAGACGUAGUUGUUAAUGAUACUUACAGAGGAAAACAACUGGGAAAGUUAAUAGUUGUAACUGUAUCACUACUGGCUCAAGAGUUAGGCUGCUAUAAAAUGUCUUUGGACUGCAAGGACAAACUGAUAAAGUUUUACGAGAGUCUUGGAUAUAAACUUGAGCCUGGCAACUCCAAUGCAAUGAACAUGAGAUUCGAAGAAGAUCCCUCCUGACAAUUAGCCGCUAGGGCAUCCGACCUGCGUUCUAAACUGUAAGUUACAACCGUCUGCCAAGCGGUCUUCACAGCACCAUCGACGCUCCGUAGUUACCAUAAUUUUUCAUCGGCACGGGAAAUGCAAAAAGUAUCCCCAUUAUUUGGAAUGUGUUUUCCUUGUGUUCAAUUAAAAUCAAAAUAAAAAAAUAAAAAACCUCAGAUUGAGUAUACUCACUUCCAAUGUACCAAAUUUAAUGAAUUUUAAUAAAGCUUUGUUCAAUAGUUAUGUUUGAUGUGAUUUCUGCUUGGUUGUUAUGUAAUUGCAGUUGCAGGGUCAAUUUUUCUAUCCAUCAGUAGGGAUGUUCAUUGGAAGAUAUUGGAAGCUUAAAUGAUAAGUUACUUCAUCUUAAGUUGAUUGAUGAACACCAAUAUUGAUGGGGUGUUAAAUUGAUUGGAUGUCUUAGCACAUAAUAAUUGUUUCUGAGAUGUCUGAGAUUUGGGCUUCUUUACGCUUAUGCCUUAUCAUCGAACAGAUGUAACCAUGUGUCUCAACAUUGGCUUUAACAAUCCCUUAAGCGCAUAUGUAUACAUUUUUUGAGCUUAUGAUUUAUAACAAUGAAGUUAAAUUAUGGUUACGUUACCAUCGCUUAUCAUGUAAUUAUGUUGCAGACAUUGUUUUGUUUAGUUAAUAUAGCUUUUAAUUUAUGCAAUGUUAACAUCUGUACUUAAUUAUGUUAAAUAACAAAAAAUGUUGUUACUAACAUUCAUAGUAUUUUUCUAUUAAACUUUUUUGCUUUAUU
Molecule: messenger RNA, 1540 nt
Organism: Parnassius mnemosyne (clouded apollo)
Lineage: Eukaryota; Metazoa; Arthropoda; Insecta; Lepidoptera; Papilionidae
Source: the annotation of a GenBank genome assembly